UUUGCAGAUUUAGCAAAUUUUCGCAAUCUUUCUAUAAAUAUAAUUAAAGGUUAUAAUAAUAUAAAGAGGUUAUAAAUAUAAUAAGUUAAAGAAAUAAGCUUUAUUUUCUGCAUAGAAUUAUGGAAGAAAUGGCUGGGCUUCGACUUUUCUUCGUUUUCUUUUUAUUAAGUACGGCCAGCUGCCUUCCCGUCAACUUCGGUUUCGGUCAGAACUGGGAACAGAGCGAAAAAGAGAAUAAGCAAUACCAAAGAAUGCCGUUACCCGCAAACUUUAAUCCCAUUCAAGGGAAAUCGUCGAACGUUCCGUCGCACCCGGAGAUAUACAACGAAUAUUCCGAACACCUGUUCCGCGAAUAUCUAGAACAAGAAAAGAGAGUUCUAGAGACCAGGUUAAAUCUUAUUUAUUCGUUAUUUACUAAAGUGCCUUAUUUUAAAGUACGUUUUCCUAAAGUAUUUUAUCCCGAAGUACCUUAUUCCAAACCCGUCCCGUUCCCCACCGGCUCCGUCUAUACUCCUUACGCCCAUCGAAACAACAUCGUAAGCGACAAGAGUAGCGGAAAGAAUCUCUACUUCGUGCUCAACAUGACUGGCUUCGCGGAUAACGAAAUAUCGUACGACGUCAAAGAAAGCAGAAUUAUAGUACAAGCUACGCACGAAGACCAAUUCUAUACGCGAGAAUUGAUAUGGACCUUCCUCUUGCCCAUGGGUACGGAUGCGGACACCAUUCAGUUCAACUUCGACGGUUAUUAUUUGACCAUCUCGGGAAUUUUGCCGCAAGACGUCAGUCUGUUCUCGGCUUCUCAGACUUUCCAGCAUAACCUCAGGCACAAAUUCUUCUACCAACAGUCAAAUAAUCUUCCGUAUUUUCAAGGAAAGAGUUCGGGUGAUUGACAACGUGUAUAUCCUAUUGGAAAUAGCGCUGUAUGUAUAUAUAUCCCCCGCAACCGCUGAUUUUCGAAAUAAAUAUGUCUGGUAAACUUAA
Molecule: messenger RNA, 981 nt
Organism: Centruroides sculpturatus (bark scorpion)
Lineage: Eukaryota; Metazoa; Arthropoda; Arachnida; Scorpiones; Buthidae
Exons: 4
Coding region: 120-890 (256 amino acids)
Source: RefSeq, a predicted model, not a curated record